AUGAUGUCAAUUGCAGUUGAUGUAACACAAGAUUUUGAGACAUUUGACCCUUCUAAUUCAACAUUACAAUAUGUCACACCUACUCAGCACAAUAACUUCUUAAGCUGUAUUGUUCUGGCUGACAAAACCAGAAUCAACACAAAAAUAGAGAACAGCUUGGCGCUAUCAUUAAGAUGCGAUUCUUCAGUUGAUAGGAGGAGAAUCGACAACUGUCAUGUUCUUGCAAAUAUUAUAGAUCAAGAUGGCAAGCCAGGACUACUGUUUUUGGGUCUCGACGAACCAAAAGCUAGAGGGACACCAGGGUACGUUCAGGCUGUAAAGGAUGCAGUUAAUCUAACAUCAAGUUGGUCUGAUGUAACAGCCGGGACAAAUUUGAACACAGGAGAUAAAACUAGUCUCUGGGCAUCCUUAACAUCGGAGCACGAAGCGUAUGGUUUGCCAUUGUUAAAGGUUUGGUGUAUUGCCCAUCGAACUGAUCUUCCAUGGAAAGCAGUAUCAAAUAUUGUUACUGAGAUGAAGUUUCUUUUCUCUAUAAUAGUUGCAAUCGCAUCAUAUUUCCAUUCCUCAGGAGUUCGAUCUAGAGAACUUCGUGAAGUGGCAGAGGCAAAUGGAUUCCAGCUCCGUGAACUACCAAAACUUUUUGAAGUACGCUGGAGUGAAUUUAAUUCAUCUCUUUUCGAGUCUAUAUUGGUCUCUUGA
Messenger RNA from Paramuricea clavata, 699 nucleotides. The record is from the annotation of a GenBank genome assembly. Lineage: Eukaryota; Metazoa; Cnidaria; Anthozoa; Malacalcyonacea; Plexauridae.